Brachypodium distachyon (stiff brome) is the source of this 2565-nucleotide messenger RNA. RefSeq names its product cysteine-rich receptor-like protein kinase 6. Gene Ontology annotation, molecular function: ATP binding; protein kinase activity. The transcript has 7 exons. Gene Ontology annotation, biological process: protein phosphorylation. Bases 57 to 2123 code for a protein of 688 amino acids. The record is from RefSeq and is a predicted model, not a curated record. NCBI's taxonomy places the organism in Eukaryota, Viridiplantae, Streptophyta, Magnoliopsida, Poales, Poaceae.
ACGGACAGACACCCGAACCUGCUCUCCUCACAAGCCCCCCCACGUCACAGGUUGCCAUGGCCAAGCCCCGCCGCCGCUUCUCCCCAUGCCUCACCGGCGUCACCGCGACCUUCCUCUUCGCCGUCCUCUACGCGCCACUCAUCGCCGCCGAAGACGAACCGCCUCCGUGGCCAACCUGCGGCCCCUAUCCCCCCAGCGGCAACUACACAGCCAACAGCACCUACCAAUCCAACAUCAACCGCCUCGCCGCCACCCUCCCCAGGAACGCCUCCUCAUCCCCGGAGCUCUACGCCACCGGCAGCGUCGGAGACGUGCCGGACGCCGUCUACGGCCAGGCCCUCUGCCGCGGCGACGUCGCCAACGCCUCCGCCUGCGAGAGCUGCGUGGCCGCCGCCUUCCGCGGCGCGACGCGCGCGUGCCCGCUCUACAAGGACGUGAUGAUCUUCUACGACCUCUGCCAGCUCCGCUUCUCCAACCGGGAUUUCCUCCUCGACGACGACUACUACGUCACCACGUACACGCUCCAGCGCUCCCGCCGCGUCGCGGGCGGAGCCGCGCCGGCGUUCGACGCCGCCGUAGGGCUGCUCGUCAACGCCACGGCCGGCUACGCGGCGGCGGGGGACUCUUCGUCUUCCUCCAGGCGGUUCGGCACGGGGACAGAGGGCUUCGACGACAGGAGCAACCCAAAGAUCUAUGCGCUGUCGCAGUGCGCGCCGGACACGACGGUGGAGGUCUGCCGGACCUGCCUUGGCACCAUAACUGCGGAGCUGCCCAAAUUGUUCAGCGGGAGGACUGGCGGGGGGAUUUUCGGGGUGUGGUGCAACUUCCGGUACGAGGUGUUCCCUUUCUUCUCCGGCCGCCCGCUGCUGCAGCUUCCGCAGUUUGUCGGCACGCCGCCCGCUCCUGCGCCACCGGCGACCACCGGAGGAGGAGAGAAAACGAGAAAUAGUGCAGGUAUAGUUCUAGCUAUUGUAAUGGCUACAAUUGCUGUCAUAUUGGUCAUUGUCAUGGUAUACUUUUUCUGCUGGAGGAGAAGACCAAAAGCAAAUGCGUUUCUGCCUUAUUCAGCUACCUCAGAUGAUCGAAACAUCGACUCGCUUCUUCUCGAUCUAGCGAUACUAAGAGGUGCCACAGAUGACUUUGACGAAUGUAGAAUGCUUGGUAAAGGAGGGUUUGGUAUGGUUUAUAAGGGCGACCUACCUGAUGGUCAAGAAAUAGCCGUCAAAAGACUCUGUCAGAGUUCCAGACAAGGAAUAGGAGAGCUGAAGAGUGAGCUGGUUCUAGUUGCCAAGCUUCACCACAAGAAUCUUGUGAGACUUCUUGGUGUUUGCUUGGAAGAACAUGAGAAAAUACUUGUGUAUGAAUAUAUGCCAAAUAGAAGCCUUGAUACCAUUCUAUUUGAUUCUGAGAAAAACAAAGAGCUAGAUUGGGGAAAGAGGUUCAAGGUUAUCAAUGGAAUAGCUCGAGGCUUACAAUACCUUCACGAAGAUUCACAAUUGAAGAUAGUUCACCGAGACCUCAAAGCGAGCAAUAUACUACUGGAUUCUGAUUACAAUCCUAAAAUAUCUGACUUCGGCCUAGCGAAGAUAUUUGGAGGGGAUCAAUCAGAAGAUGUCACUCGUCGUAUUGCCGGCACAUACGGAUAUAUGGCCCCAGAAUACGCCAUGGGAGGUCAUUAUUCCAUCAAGUCGGACGUUUUCAGCUUUGGUGUUUUGGUCUUAGAGAUUGUCACAGGGAGAAGAAACAGUGGUUCAGAUAAGACCGAGCAAGACGUGGAUCUCUUGAAUAAUGUAUGGGAGCACUGGACCCGGGGCAAUGUCAUCGAGUUGAUCGAUCCAUCUUUGGGCAACCAUCCUCCCAUCGACCAGAUGCUCAAGUGCAUUCACGUCGGACUCCUGUGCGUGCAGAGAAAACCCGGGAGCAGGCCGGCUAUGUCGUCGGUGAACAUCAUGUUCAGCAGCCACACUGUUCGUCUGCCUUCUUUGUCGAGGCCAGCGUUCUGCAUCCAGGAGGUCAGUACCAGUGAGAGCUCCAACGCGUAUUCGGACGCCUAUCCAUACACUGAAAACUCAACGGUUAUGUCUUCGAACCAAGUAUCGAUCACAGAACUUUUGCCAAGAUGAGUCCUGAAUCUUUGGAAGCAAUUUGCUGAACGGAGCCAUCUCUGUGCGGUAUUGACUUCUGGAAAUGAUCUUGAUAGAGGAACAGGCCCUGCUGUAUCGAUUUUAAUCGGAUCUUGCACUGUGGCUCUGGGUGUAAGUGGAUUUGUUGAUCUGCUAUCUAUGCUUGGGGACUGCAAGUAGUAGUAGUGGCUAGCAGUAAGUAGAUUAUCAAGUGGUGCUUCCUGGCUUAGUAGCCUCAAGGUCAAGAUGACCUCUUGAUCCAAAGUGUCAUAGAUUCGGGGAUGGUGCCAAGGCAGCCUGCUUUAGUGGCUUGUCUCGGUCUCCUUUGUGCCUUAUUUGGCUCUUUGUAUCCUACAGUUUUCUGUAAAAAGAGUAGAUUAUCAACAAUGUGAAAUUAAAUAUUCCAGAUUCACUGAUGGACGGAUGAUACUUUUUCUAAGUU